UACUUACCUCUAACCUUCUCUUCUCAUACUUCGCUUGCACCGUCAUCACACCCAUCGCAGACGGAUCAGACCAAGUCAAUGGUAUAUCCCUAGUUCCUAUCGCUUCGCUCCUCUCCCUCAAUGGCUCCCCCAUCCUCUUAUCGCCCGCGGAAGAAGAGAAAGGGUCCCUCCUCGUUCGCGGGCACCAACAAUUCUCUCAUUGCCGAGUCAGGCGGCAAAGCAUCUCCGGCAUUUCCUUUGGUCUCAUUCCUAUGGUCCGCUCGAGCAGGUGUUUCCCAAUGGCUCGUUCUCCCGCUCGUUUUAAUGGCUGUCGGCCUGUUCCGCUGGGCAGUCAGCCUGUGGGGAUACUCUGGCUUCCAGGUACCCCCGAUGCACGGCGAUUUCGAAGCGCAACGGCACUGGAUGGAAAUUACCACCCAUUUGCCCAUCGCGCAGUGGUAUCUAUAUGACCUACAAUACUGGGGACUAGACUAUCCCCCUUUGACGGCAUAUCACAGCUGGCUGCUUGGGAAGAUUGGUUCUGUCAUCGAUCCGACCUGGUUCGCUCUCGAUAAGUCUCGCGGUCUGGAAGAUCCCCUGUUGAAGGUGUUCAUGCGCGGAACGGUGGUGGCUUCUGAGUAUCUGGUCUUCAUCCCGGCUGUGGUCAACUUCCUGCGUCGCUACACCCGGAUGCAAAAUGUGCCUGUCUGGUCUGCUUCAAUCGCUCUUGUUGCAAUCCUCCUUCAGCCGGCAACAAUCCUUAUCGAUCACGGUCAUUUCCAAUACAAUACCGUGAUGUUGGGACUCGUCGUCGCGAGCCUGGAUGCCAUCUUGGCGGGACGCAUGCUCUGGGCUUGUAUCUUCUUUGUGGGUGCUUUAGGCUUCAAGCAGAUGGCGCUGUACUACGCACCCGUCAUGUUCGCCUUCCUGUUAGGCGUGUGUAUCUUCCCGAAGAUCCGAGUCCUCCGCCUUGUGUGCAUUGCUCUUGUAACACUUGUGGCAUUUGCGGUUCUUUUUGCCCCACUGAUCAUUGGAGCAAUUGGUGAGGAGGCACGAGAGAUUCUGGCUUCGGCUCCGCAACCUCCUCUCCUACAGCAGCUCCCGAUCGACCUCGACAAGCAUUCCGUGCUGUAUGCGAUCGCUUUCCAAGUGACCCAAACCAUCUACCGUGUAUUCCCAUUUGCCCGUGGGUUGUUCGAAGACAAGGUUGCGAACGCUUGGUGCGCUAUCCACACGUUCUACAAGCUUCAUCGAUUUGAAGCUAGUUUCCUCCAACGCAUGUCCCUUGGCGCCACGUUGGCUUCGAUCUUGGUCCCCUGCACCAUCAUCUUCCGUCACCCACGCGCGUCACUUCUGCUUCCUGCACUCUCAACCGUUGCCUGGGGCUUCUUCUUGUUCUCCUUCCAGGUGCACGAGAAGAGCGUUCUGCUCCCCCUGCUCCCCAUGACACUUCUCCUGGCCGGAGACGGCGGUCUCAGCAAAGAAACCCGGGCGUGGGUUGGAUGGGCGAAUAUCCUUGGAACGUGGACCAUGUACCCUCUUCUCAAACGCGAUGAGCUCCGGGUGCCCUACUUCGUGAUGACCUUCCUGUGGGCAUAUCUGAUGGGUCUACCCCCAACUUCGCUCGAGGCCUACCGCAGCGGGGAUGCUUCCGAGGACAACGCGGAGCCCCAUGUGGUCAUCAAGCUAUUGCACAUCAGCUUCUACCUUGCCAUGAUCGCAUGGCACGUUGUUGAAGCUUUCGUGCCUCCGCCAGCGGACAAACCCGACCUGUGGGUGGUACUGAACGUGCUUAUCGGAGCAGGUGGGUUCGGACUGGCCUAUCUAUGGUGUCUGUGGAAGCUAGUCCAGCAGUGCCGGAGGAUUGACCAGAAGGUGGCAGAGGAGACUCAAAAGAAGAACCAGUGA
This is a messenger RNA of Aspergillus homomorphus CBS 101889, 1887 nucleotides long. Its product is annotated as dolichyl-P-Glc:Man(9)GlcNAc(2)-PP-dolichol alpha-1,3-glucosyltransferase ALG6. Gene Ontology annotation, molecular function: dolichyl pyrophosphate Man9GlcNAc2 alpha-1,3-glucosyltransferase activity. Gene Ontology annotation, cellular component: endoplasmic reticulum membrane. Bases 121 to 1887 code for a protein of 588 amino acids. Lineage: Eukaryota; Fungi; Ascomycota; Eurotiomycetes; Eurotiales; Aspergillaceae. Gene Ontology annotation, biological process: protein N-linked glycosylation. The record is from RefSeq and is a predicted model, not a curated record. The transcript is spliced from 3 exons.